This is a messenger RNA of Trypanosoma grayi, 3561 nucleotides long. Its product is annotated as putative DNA-directed RNA polymerase III subunit. The record is from RefSeq and is a predicted model, not a curated record. Gene Ontology annotation, cellular component: RNA polymerase II, core complex. The transcript has a single exon. Lineage: Eukaryota; Euglenozoa; Kinetoplastea; Trypanosomatida; Trypanosomatidae. Bases 1 to 3561 code for a protein of 1186 amino acids. Gene Ontology annotation, biological process: DNA-templated transcription. Gene Ontology annotation, molecular function: ribonucleoside binding; DNA-directed RNA polymerase activity; DNA binding.
AUGGACGACGAACUCUUGCUGCAGCUGAAUGAGACGGAAGAGUUCAUCGAGGAUGACAUCGACUGCACGGCUGGUGGUGACCACGCUGCUUCAACCGACAUCGACAGUGAGGACAUUUGGGAGAUUAUUUCAUCAUUCUUCCGCGAGAAGGGUCUGGUGCAUCAGCAGAUAGAUUCGUACAAUGACUUUCUCCUCCGCAUCCCCCGCAUGGCGCGCAGCCUCCUCGAGAUUGUGCCGCGGCAGGACGAGCAGUUCGAGCCGGGAACGCAGUCCGACGGCGAGCCGGACCAGUACCGUCUCAGCCUCGAGGACGUGGUGGUCGGCAACCCGUCGCACGAGGUGUCUGGCUUCAGCCGGCAGGAGCUGCACCCGCUAUUCCCCAACGANUGUCGGCUGCGCGACUUGACGUAUGACGCCAACGCGCAGGUGACUCUUGGGAUCCGUGUGUACCGCUCGCGUGAGGAGCAACCGUACCGUACAUUCCUACAAAAUAUGGAGCUCGGACGCAUCCCAAUCAUGCUGAAAUCAAUGCGGUGUAACCUACAGAACAAGGACGAGGACGAGCUGCCGCGACUGAAUGAGUGUCCGCACGAUCAGGGUGGUUACUUCAUCAUCAACGGGACGGAGAAGGUUCUCAUCGCUCAGGAGAGGCAGGCAGCCAAUCACGUGUAUGCCUUCUCACGCCAAAAGGGACUCCUCUGCGAGAUCAAGUCUAUUGUCGAGGGUUCACUAAACAAGCCGCGUACACUUCAGAUUUUGAUGCCGUACAAGAAAAAGGGCCCUGGGAACGGCUAUGAGAACUUGCUAUGUCGUGUAGCACAGAUGGAUGAGUUGAUUCCGCUCUUCGUACUCUUCCGUGCUCUCGACAUGGGAUCAGACAAGGAGAUCCUCCAGACCGUGGUUCCGGACCUGAAGGAUGCCGCCAUGCUUGAGAUGCUGCGAGGGUCCAUGGAGGAUGCGAGCACACUUCAAAUCUUCACACGCGACGAAGCACUAUGGUUCAUUGGUAAACGCCUGGGCAAACAAGACAGUCGUGAAAAUUUGCAGCGCGAGGCGCAGGAUUUGCUGAUGCGAGACCUUCUGCCGCACAUGGGGGUUGACUGUGCUGCUGACCGAAGCAAGUGUCUCUUUAUUGGCUAUAUGGUGCACCGCCUCCUCCUGCUAGCACUUGGGCGCAGGGAGGACACGGACCGUGACUUUCUCGGCCACAAGCGUAUUGAUGUCGCUGGGGCGCUCCUCACAUUCCAACUGAAUCAAUUCCUAGUGCAGGUGCGGAAGGAGAUGACCAAGACGGUGCAUGACUACUCCACCAACCGAGGCGGUGUUGUCAGUUUUGGCAGGAUUCUGCACAGCCGUCUCAUCACAGAUGGUCUGCGCCGUUGCCUCGCGACAGGUAACUUUGGUGACCUAAAGUCUGGCAACAUUAAGACUGGUGUUGCCCAAACACUCAAUCGCCUGACCUACUCGUCCUCUUUGAGCAACCUGCGUCGCAUUCAGAACCCCAUCUCCGCCUCCAGCAAGGCCACGAGGCCACGCAACUUGCACUGCACCCAGUGGGGAUACAUUUGCCCUGUGGAAACACCUGAAGGCGGUUCUAUUGGUUUGCUGAAAAACCUCGCGCUCAUGUGCCUUGUCUCGCGCGGUAGCGACCACACCGGCGUCGUACAAGCUGUGCAGGCCCGCAUCACCGGAUUCCACUCGAUUGACCUCCCGGGCCUCGCUGAUGUGCGUGUUGCACGAGUGUUUGUGAACGGGACCCUGAUUGGUGUGCACCGCAACCCCGAGAGGCUACUCCGCGAGUUGCGUGCGCGGCGCCGGGGUGGUGAGCUGAGCAACGAGGUAAGCAUCGUGCGCGACAUCAGAGACCGUGAAAUCCGUGUCUUCUCUGACUCUGGCAGGUGUCUGCGCCCACUCUUUGUUGUGGAGAAGUCGCGCAUCAAGCUUCAGAAGACUGGAAUUGGAGAGCUGCUGGAGCCGUCCAAGGCACCAGGUGGGAAGCGGGAGAUCUCGUGGAACCGUGUGAUGAAGAAGGGCUACGUCGAGCUCAUUGACUGCGAGGAGGAGGACUCGCUUCUCAUUGCCAUGACGGCGAGUGAGGUGAGCAAGAAUUACUACUACUCGCAUUGCGAAAUGGAUCCGUCAAUGAUUCUGGGCAUUUGUGCCUCCAUCAUUCCUUACCCGAACCAUAAUCAAUCACCGCGUAACACGUACCAGUCGGCUAUGGGAAAACAGGCAAUGGGAAUCUACGCCUCUAACUUUAACAUGCGUAUGGACACAACCGCCCACGUACUCUUCUACCCGCAGAAGCCGCUUGUACGUACCAAGGCCAUGUCCUACAUGCGCAGCAACGAUCUCCCUGCCGGACACAAUGCGGUUGUGGCCAUUGCGUGUUACUCUGGGUACAAUCAAGAGGACUCUAUUAUCAUGAGCCGUUCUGCGGUAGAGCGUGGCUUCUUCCGCAGCGCAUUCUGGCGAUCAUACAAAGCCUCGGAGGAGCGCAAGAAGGAGGGGCGUGAGACGUUUGAGAAUCCCGAUCGGAACAUCUGCCGUGUGAAGCAUGCCGACUACACAAAGCUUGACACCGACGGCCUCAUAAAACCUGGCAUGCCUGUGAUGGGUGGUGACAUUCUUGUUGGAAAAACAGUUCCUAUUCCUGAGGCGGAUCUUGAGAAUUCUGCGGUGGCUAACACGCGACUUCUGAAGCGGGAUUGCAGUAUCGCGUCACGAACGGCGGAGAAGGGUGUGGUUGACAAGGUAAUGCUCACGGAGAACAAUGGAAAUCGCUUCACCAAGGUCAAGGUACGCACCAUCAAGAUACCAAAUAUUGGUGACAAAUUCUGCAGCCGUCACGGCCAAAAGGGAACAAACGGCAUCCAGUUCCGUCAAGAAGACAUGCCGUUCAACCGUGAUGGAAUUGUGCCGGAUUUGAUUAUCAAUCCACACGCUAUUCCAUCGCGCAUGACAGUGGCUCACUUGAUCGAGACUCUCGCUGGAAAGGUGGCGUGCUACAAAGGAAGCGAGGUGUACGCUACACCGUUCUGCUCUGUUGUCGUGGAGGAUUUCGGCAAGGCCCUCCACCAGCUCAAGUACCAGCGCUACGGCAAUGAGUGCUUGUAUAACGGUCACACGGGCCUGCCUCUGGACCAUCUCAUCUUCUUCGGCCCUACGUACUAUCAGCGGCUCAAGCACUUGUCAGGCGAUAAGAUUCACGCCCGACCUCGAGGACCAUUGCAGCCAUUGGUGCGUCAGCCAACCGAAGGACGUGCCCACGAAGGCGGCCUUCGUUUUGGUGAAAUGGAACGCGACUGCAUGCUCUCCUAUGGUGCCUCUCAAUGGCUACGCGAGCGCCUCUUCCGUGUGAGUGACUACUACUCUGUUCACGUGUGUAACAUUUGCGGAACGAUUUGCGCAGCGGACACUGAGCAGAACGUCUACAAGUGCCAGGGGUGCGAUAACAACGCUCGUAUUUCUCAGGUGCUCAUGCCGUACGCGUGCAAGCUGUUAUUCCAAGAACUCAUGUCCAUGGCAAUUCUUCCACGUCUUGGCACCGGGCCUCUCUAA